Messenger RNA from Daphnia carinata, 1803 nucleotides. RefSeq names its product WD repeat domain phosphoinositide-interacting protein 2-like (gene Atg18a). Gene Ontology annotation, molecular function: phosphatidylinositol-3-phosphate binding; phosphatidylinositol-3,5-bisphosphate binding; protein binding. Gene Ontology annotation, biological process: nucleophagy; autophagy of mitochondrion; protein localization to phagophore assembly site. Lineage: Eukaryota; Metazoa; Arthropoda; Branchiopoda; Diplostraca; Daphniidae. Gene Ontology annotation, cellular component: cytosol; extrinsic component of membrane; phagophore assembly site membrane. The coding region runs from base 168 to 1517 and encodes 449 amino acids. The transcript is spliced from 10 exons. The record is from RefSeq and is a predicted model, not a curated record.
AAAAAAAUCAGCUGCGCAACAGAGAAAACAAAGAAGUUAGUAAGAACCAGUUGAACAAAAAGUGUUCCAAGAUUGGUAUUUGUCGUUUCCUUGCAAUAAGGUGUUAUAUUUAGCAACUGUAGAAAGAUAUUGAGUUUGUUCCCAACAAAUUUCUCUUAAUUUAACGGAUGAGUCAAAUCCGACAAGAAAAUGACUCCAAUUCAGGAGGUUUCUUCGUCAACUUUAACCAAGACUGCACGUCUCUGGCUGUGGGAACAAAGAUCUGCUACAGGCUGUUUUCUUUGUCUUCUGUGGAUCGCUUAGAUCUCAUAUAUGAAAGCAGUAGUGAAUUGGAUGGAGAUGUGUGUCUUGUGGAAAGAUUGUUUUCUAGCAGCCUCGUAGCAGUAGUCAGCUUAUCAUCCCCACGCAAGCUGAAAGUUUGCCACUUCAAGAAAGGAACAGAGAUCUGCAAUUACUCUUAUUCCAAUACCAUUCUAGCUGUAAAACUUAACAGAGCUAGAUUGGUAGUGUGUUUGGAGGAGUCUCUGUACAUCCACAACAUAAGAGAUAUGAAAGUUUUACAUACUAUACGUGACACUCCUCCAAACCCCCAAGGUUUAUGUGCAUUAUCUCCCAACAAUGACCAUUGCUAUCUAGCCUAUCCUGGCUCUUCAAGUAUUGGAGAAGUCCAAAUUUUUGAUGCCUACAAUUUGCAAGCUAAAACCAUGAUACCAGCUCAUGAUUCGCCACUGGCUGCAAUUGCCUUUAGCUCAACAGGAACUCUAAUUGCGACUGCCUCCGAGAAAGGAACUGUUAUUCGAAUCUUCAAGGUGUCUGAUGGCGCUCGUCUGCACGAGUUUCGACGAGGAGUAAAACGUUGUGCCACAAUUUACAGCUUGGCAUUCAGUGCUGAUUCCAACUUUUUGGUUGCUUCAUCAAAUACAGAGACAGUUCAUGUCUUCCGAUUAGAAACCACCAAAGAUGCACAACGUCCUGGUUCAUCUAGCGAAGAGCCUCAAGGCUGGAUGGGUUACCUUUCCAAGGCAGUCUCUGUUUCUGCCAGCUAUCUGCCAACUCAGGUGGCUGACGUAUUCAGUCAAGGCAGAGCGUUUGCUACAGUUCAUCUCCCAUUCCAAGGCGUUCGAAAUGUCUGCGCUCUCGCUACAAUCCAAAAAGUCACUCGUUUAUUGAUUGCAUCAACGGAUGGGUAUGUUUACAUUUAUGCCAUCAACCCGUUAGAAGGAGGUGACUGCACGUUGUUGAAGCAACAUCGACUGGAUGGAUCAACUGAAAGUGGUCCUGAAAAUUCUCAAUCGUCGGAAGUUCACAGUGGAGGCCAAGGCAAAGUCAAAUUAGAUUCGACAGGUAGCUACGCGCUCAUUGUCAGGGGACGACCAUUCUCUCAGAUGACAGCUGAUGUCCUAGGAGAUUCUGAAAAGUUCCACGAUAUGGAGCGCGCCACGGAAGUUCCACCGGUUAACCAUCUACGCUUGGAUGACGAUGGAGAAUUCCCGCCCAUGACUCAAAAGCUGGAUUGAAUUUCUAUUUUGUUCCAAAUAUUUUAUCAAGGAUAAUUUUCUAUCUUUUUUCCAAAAUGUGCUACAAUAUUCAACUCUAUCCCUCUCCUUACCCGGUCGGCCGUACUGAGAUGAUGACAAACAUCGGAUUCUCUUUUUUUUUUUUCCUACGAUUGUUGAGUUAAAACCUAGCUUCUUCUUAGUUUAGACCAUUCCCCAUCGUCUCGGUCAAUAAUCGAGGAUAAGAUUCUUUACAUUUUUUGGUUCUCCUAGUGUCAGUGUGUAAAUACAUUUGCCCUAAAAAUAC